This is a messenger RNA of Eucalyptus grandis, 741 nucleotides long. Its product is annotated as heavy metal-associated isoprenylated plant protein 21. The record is from RefSeq and is a predicted model, not a curated record. Bases 70 to 510 code for a protein of 146 amino acids. The transcript has 3 exons. Lineage: Eukaryota; Viridiplantae; Streptophyta; Magnoliopsida; Myrtales; Myrtaceae. Gene Ontology annotation, molecular function: metal ion binding.
UCUCCCUGCGUUUAUUUGUGCCUGGAGUUUGCACCGGGCAUCUCCAUCGACUGGGAAGGGGAGAAGAAGAUGGGGGCUCUUGAUUUUUUAUCAGAUUUUUGUACCAUUUCUACCCCAAGAAAGAAGCGCAAGCCGAUGCAGACAGUUGAAAUCAAGGUGAAAAUGGACUGCGAUGGCUGCGAGAGGAGAGUGAAAAGCGUUGUUUCGUCCAUGAAAGGAGUGAAAUCGGUGGAGGUGAACAGGAAGCAGAGCCGGGUGACGGUUCGGGGGCAUGUGGAGCCAAACAAGGUCUUACAGAGGGUGAAGAGCACGGGAAAGAAGGCGGAGCUAUGGCCCUACAUCCCUUACAACUUGGUGGCUUACCCGUACGUAGCUCAGGCUUAUGACAAGAAGGCGCCUGCCGGCUAUGUCAAGAACGUGGCCCAAGCCCUUCCUAGCCCGACCGCUCCUGGCGAACGGUUUGUCACGCUCUUCAGUGAUGAGAACCCCAAUGCUUGUUCCAUCAUGUGAUGGCAAUAUAUAUCCAUGCCCAACAGUUCUAAGAUGAGAGGUUCUUGCCACAUUAAAAAAGAAUUGCGCGAAUCGCGCACAUAACACUAACAAUUCGAUAUAGUUUGUCUUGCAAAGUUGCGGUUCAUAUGGCAUGCAUAUUCAAUAUUGUUGUCGAUGUGGAUCGAAUUUGGCAACCAGAUGCUCUCUCUGGAAGUACCUUAGGCCUGGUUUAUGGCAGACUGAUUUAUA